AUGAUUCAAGCAAGAAUCAAGUUGCCAUCAUCUUUCACGACGGCUAUGCGUAUCGCCAGGGUUGAAGAGGUGAUGAAAGACAUGCUCCUCGAGGGGUCGCAGUCAUCACGUAUUGGUGUGCCAGGUAUCGUUAAAGGGAUCUCAGGAGGCGAAAUGAAGCGACUCGCAUUCGCAUCGGAGAUGCUCAGUAACCCACCGAUACUGUUUUGUGAUGAGCCCACCAGUGGUUUGGAUUCCUACAUGGCCGAGCUCGUGGUCACAAGACUGGAGUCGUUGGCUGGUGAUCGAGGAAAAACAAUUAUUUGCACCAUCAAGCAACCUUCAUCGGAAGUUGUGUUCCUCGCCCAAGGCCGUGUGGCAUUUCACGGCGCACCAGAUGAGGCGAUUACGUUCUUCGCUAAGUGCGGAUUCAUGCUUCCGGACCACACCAAUCCAGCGGAUCACUUCACAGACGUAACGCGAAUUUCAUACUCAUGCCAAGAAAGCAUUCUAAGGGCG
Messenger RNA from Cooperia oncophora, 498 nucleotides. Lineage: Eukaryota; Metazoa; Nematoda; Chromadorea; Rhabditida; Trichostrongylidae. The record is from the annotation of a GenBank genome assembly.